CCUGCCCCGUUCCCUGCCGGCGGCUGCCUGGGCGCUUCCUAGUCGGCGCGGGCGGCCGCCCAGGCGAGGUACGGCCUCCGCUCAGGCGGGGGGCGUCGGCGCCGCGGGACCCCGCCAUGGCCGCGUCCGAGCUCUACACAAAGUUUGCCAGAGUUUGGAUACCUGAUCCUGAGGAAGUUUGGAAGUCAGCAGAGCUGCUCAAAGAUUAUAAACCAGGAGAUAAAGUCCUCCUGCUUCGCCUUGAGGAAGGAAAGGAGUUGGAAUAUCGUCUAGAUCCAAAGACCAAGGAACUGCCUCAUUUGAGAAACCCUGACAUACUUGUGGGUGAAAAUGACCUCACAGCCCUCAGCUAUCUUCAUGAGCCUGCUGUGCUCCACAAUCUCAGAGUCCGCUUUAUUGACUCCAAACUUAUUUAUACAUAUUGUGGUAUAGUCCUAGUAGCUAUAAAUCCUUAUGAACAGCUGCCUAUUUAUGGAGAAGAUAUUAUUAAUGCAUAUAGUGGUCAGAAUAUGGGUGACAUGGAUCCGCAUAUCUUUGCAGUAGCUGAAGAAGCUUACAAGCAAAUGGCCAGAGAUGAACGAAAUCAGUCCAUCAUUGUAAGUGGAGAGUCUGGGGCAGGAAAAACAGUCUCAGCUAAGUAUGCCAUGCGAUACUUUGCAACCGUGAGUGGUUCUGCCAGUGAAGCCAAUGUUGAGGAGAAGGUCUUGGCCUCCAACCCCAUCAUGGAGUCCAUUGGAAAUGCUAAGACAACCCGGAAUGAUAACAGCAGCCGUUUUGGGAAGUAUAUUGAAAUUGGUUUUGAUAAGAGAUACCGAAUCAUUGGUGCCAAUAUGAGAACUUACCUUUUAGAGAAAUCCAGAGUGGUAUUCCAGGCAGAAGAGGAGAGAAACUAUCAUAUCUUCUACCAGCUUUGUGCUUCAGCAAAGUUACCUGAAUUUAAAAUGCUGCGAUUAGGAAAUGCAAAUAACUUUCAUUACACGAAGCAAGGUGGCAGUCCUGUGAUUGAAGGAGUUGAUGAUACCAAGGAGAUGGCACAUACCAGGCAGGCCUGCACUCUGCUAGGAAUUAGUGAGUCUUAUCAGAUGGGAAUUUUCCGAAUACUUGCUGGCAUCCUUCACUUAGGCAAUGUUGCAUUUACAUCUCGGGAUUCAGACAGCUGCACGAUACCUCCCAAGCAUGAACCUCUCAGCAUCUUCUCUGACCUUAUGGGCGUAGACUAUGAGGAGAUGUGUCACUGGCUCUGCCAUCGGAAACUGGCUACUGCCACAGAGACAUACAUCAAGCCCAUCUCUAAGCUGCAGGCUACGAAUGCCCGUGAUGCUUUGGCCAAGCACAUUUAUGCCAAGCUCUUUAGCUGGAUCGUAGAUCAUGUCAAUCAGGCCCUCCAUUCUGCUGUCAAACAGCACUCUUUUAUUGGAGUGCUGGACAUAUAUGGAUUUGAAACAUUUGAGAUAAAUAGUUUUGAACAGUUUUGCAUAAAUUAUGCAAAUGAAAAACUACAGCAACAAUUCAAUAUGCAUGUCUUCAAAUUAGAACAGGAAGAAUAUAUGAAGGAACAAAUUCCCUGGACACUCAUAGAUUUUUAUGAUAAUCAACCUUGCAUUAAUCUUAUAGAAUCUAAACUGGGCAUUCUAGAUUUGCUGGAUGAAGAAUGCAAGAUGCCCAAAGGCACAGAUGACACUUGGGCCCAAAAAUUGUACAACACACAUUUGAACAAAUGUGCGCUCUUUGAAAAGCCCCGUCUAUCGAACAAAGCUUUCAUCAUCCAACAUUUUGCUGACAAAGUGGAAUACCAGUGUGAAGGCUUUCUGGAAAAGAAUAAAGACACUGUUUUUGAAGAACAAAUUAAAGUUCUGAAAUCCAGCAAGUUUAAGAUGCUACCAGAAUUAUUUCAAGAUGAUGAGAAGGCCAUCAGUCCAACAUCAGCCACUUCAUCAGGACGCACACCCCUCACCCGCACUCCAGCAAAGCCCACCAAAGGCAGACCCGGCCAGACAGCCAAAGAGCACAAGAAAACAGUGGGGCACCAGUUCCGAAACUCCCUUCACCUGCUAAUGGAGACCCUCAAUGCUACUACUCCUCACUAUGUGCGCUGCAUUAAGCCCAAUGACUUCAAGUUUCCAUUCACGUUUGAUGAGAAGAGGGCGGUGCAGCAGCUGAGAGCAUGUGGUGUCCUGGAAACCAUCCGCAUCAGUGCAGCGGGCUUCCCCUCACGGUGGACCUACCAAGAAUUUUUCAGCCGCUACCGUGUCCUAAUGAAGCAAAAGGAUGUGCUGAGUGACAGAAAGCAAACAUGCAAGAAUGUGUUAGAGAAACUGAUACUGGACAAGGACAAAUACCAGUUUGGUAAGACAAAGAUCUUUUUCCGUGCUGGUCAAGUGGCCUACCUAGAAAAACUGAGAGCAGACAAGCUGCGGGCGGCCUGCAUUCGGAUCCAGAAGACUAUCCGAGGCUGGCUGCUGCGAAAGAAGUACCUGCGCAUGCGCAAGGCGGCCAUCACCGUGCAGAGACACGUGCGAGGCUACCAGGCCCGAUGCUAUGCUAAGUUCCUACGCAGAACCAAGGCAGCAACCAUUAUUCAGAAGUACUGGCGCAUGUAUAUAGUCCGCAAGAGAUACAAGAUAAGACGAUCAGCCACUAUUGUUCUUCAGUCUUAUUUGCGAGGCUACUUGGCCAGAAAUAGAUAUCAUAAGAUGCUCCGUGAACACAAAGCAGUUAUCAUUCAGAAGUGGGUGCGGGGCUGGCUGGCUCGCACGCACUACAGGAGGAGCACGCAAGCCAUCAUCUACCUCCAGUGCUGCUUCCGGCGGAUGAUGGCCAAGCGCGAGCUGAAGAAGCUCAAGAUCGAGGCCCGCUCCGUGGAGCGCUACAAGAAGCUGCACAUUGGCAUGGAGAACAAGAUCAUGCAGCUGCAACGCAAAGUGGAUGAGCAGAACAAAGAUUACAAAUGCCUCAUGGAGAAACUGACCAACCUGGAGGGAAUAUACACCUCUGAGACUGAGAAACUACGAAGUGACUUAGAGCGUCUCCAGCUAAGUGAGGAGGAAGCCAAGGUUGCUACCGGACGGGUCCUCAGUCUGCAGGAGGAAAUUGCCAAGCUCCGGAAAGACCUGGAACAAACUCAGUCAGAGAAAAAAUCCAUUGAGGAGCGUGCAGAUAAAUACAAACAGGAAACCGAGCAGCUGGUAUCAAGUCUGAAGGAAGAAAAUACUUUGCUGAAGCAGGAAAAAGAGACCCUCAAUCAUCUUAUCGUGGAGCAGGCUAAGGAGAUGACAGAGACUAUGGAGAAGAAGUUAGUAGAAGAAACGAAACAACUGGAACUCGAUCUUAAUGAUGAGAGGCUGAGAUACCAGAACCUUCUGAAUGAGUUCAGUCGCUUAGAAGAACGAUAUGAUGACCUCAAGGAAGAGAUGACUCUGAUGGUGAAUGUGCCCAAGCCUGGACACAAGAGAACAGACUCCACCCAUAGCAGCAAUGAGUCCGAAUACACCUUUAGCUCUGAAAUCGCAGAAACCGAAGAUAUGCCAUUGAGGACAGAGGAGCCAAGUGAGAAGAAGGUGCCUCUGGACAUGUCACUGUUCCUCAAGCUUCAGAAGAGGGUCACAGAGCUGGAGCAGGAGAAGCAGGUGAUGCAGGAUGAGCUGGACCGCAAGGAGGAGCAGGUGCUACGCAGCAAAGCCAAGGAAGAAGAAAGACCACAAAUUAGAGGUGCAGAACUGGAAUAUGAGUCACUCAAGCGUCAAGAGCUGGAAUCAGAAAAUAAAAAACUGAAAAAUGAGCUAAAUGAGCUACGCAAGGCCCUUAGUGAGAAAAGUGCCCCAGAGGUGACUGCUCCAGGCGCACCAGCUUACCGUGUCCUCAUGGAGCAGCUGACCUCCGUGAGUGAGGAGCUUGAUGUCCGCAAGGAGGAAGUCCUCAUCUUGAGGUCUCAGCUGGUGAGCCAGAAGGAGGCCAUCCAACCCAAGAACACAAUGACAGAUUCCACAAUACUUUUGGAAGAUGUACAAAAAAUGAAAGAUAAGGGUGAAAUAGCCCAAGCAUACAUUGGUUUGAAAGAAACGAACAGACUCCCUGCUAUGGACUGCCAUGAGUUGAAUGAGGAUGGAGAGCUGUGGCUGGUUUAUGAAGGCUUAAAACAAGCCAACAGGCUCCUGGAAUCCCAGCUGCAGUCCCAGAAGAGGAGCCACGAGAAUGAGGCAGAAGCCCUUCGCGGGGAGAUCCAGAGCCUGAAGGAGGAGAACAACCGGCAGCAGCAGUUGCUGGCCCAGAACCUGCAGCUGCCCCCGGAGGCCCGCAUCGAGGCCAGCCUGCAGCACGAGAUCACCAGGCUAACCAACGAGAACUUGUAUUUUGAGGAAUUAUAUGCAGAUGACCCUAAGAAGUAUCAGUCCUAUCGGAUUUCACUUUACAAACGGAUGAUUGAUCUAAUGGAACAACUUGAAAAACAAGAUAAGACUGUUCGGAAACUGAAAAAACAACUGAAAGUAUUUGCCAAAAAAAUUGGUGAACUAGAAGUGGGCCAGAUGGAGAACAUAUCACCAGGACAGAUCAUUGAUGAACCCAUCCGUCCAGUCAACAUUCCCAGGAAAGAAAAGGAUUUCCAAGGAAUGCUGGAAUACAAGAAGGAGGAUGAACAAAAGCUUGUUAAGAACCUGAUUUUGGAACUGAAGCCACGUGGUGUGGCAGUCAACUUGAUUCCAGGGUUACCAGCGUAUAUCCUGUUCAUGUGUGUCCGACAUGCUGACUAUCUGAAUGAUGAUCAGAAAGUAAGGUCGUUGCUAACAUCAACAAUUAACAGCAUCAAAAAAGUAUUAAAGAAAAGAGGUGAUGAUUUCGAAACUGUCUCCUUCUGGCUCUCUAACACAUGCCGAUUUUUGCACUGUUUGAAGCAGUACAGUGGGGAAGAGGGCUUUAUGAAACACAACACAUCUCGCCAGAACGAACACUGCCUCACCAAUUUUGACCUGGCAGAGUACCGGCAGGUGCUAAGUGACUUGGCUAUUCAGAUCUACCAGCAACUUGUGCGGGUGUUAGAGAAUAUCCUUCAGCCCAUGAUUGUCUCCGGCAUGCUGGAGCAUGAAACCAUUCAGGGCGUGUCUGGGGUGAAGCCCACAGGGCUAAGAAAGCGAACCUCCAGCAUCGCGGAUGAGGGCACCUACACACUGGACUCCAUCCUCCGGCAGCUCAACUCCUUCCACUCGGUCCUGUGUCAGCACGGCAUGGACCCUGAACUGAUCAAGCAGGUGGUCAAGCAAAUGUUCUACAUCGUGGGGGCCGUCACCCUGAACAACCUCCUGCUGCGCAAGGACAUGUGCUCCUGGAGUAAAGGCAUGCAGAUCAGGUACAAUGUCAGUCAGCUGGAAGAAUGGCUGCGCGACAAGAACCUGAUGAAUAGCGGGGCUAAGGAAACCCUGGAACCGCUCAUUCAGGCUGCUCAGCUCUUGCAAGUGAAAAAGAAGACAGAUGACGAUGCAGAAGCCAUUUGUUCCAUGUGCAGUGCUCUAACUACUGCCCAGAUUGUCAAAGUGUUGAAUUUGUAUACUCCAGUUAAUGAGUUUGAAGAAAGAGUCUCUGUAUCGUUUAUUCGUACUAUACAGAUGCGUUUACGAGACAGGAAAGACUCGCCUCAGCUGCUCAUGGAUGCUAAACACAUCUUUCCUGUCACCUUUCCUUUCAACCCAUCCUCCCUCGCCCUGGAAACCAUCCAGAUUCCAGCCAGCCUGGGCCUGGGAUUCAUAUCACGGGUCUGAAAGUGACGCGAUGCCAAGGCAAACAGGGACAGUAAGAACCCAUUAUUUCCAGUGAGCUACUGAACAGACAUUUUUAAAGAGACAGCACUACUUAUCUUUCCAAUGAGAAGUUAUUAACUGGAAAUCUCCCUGAACACUUUCAUCACCUGGGGAUGAACGAUAGGCUUCUUUGUGCCGUGUUACCUUAAUAGCAACACUUAGCCUGGACCAGUUAGGUAUCCCGGGGUACAUGCAGGUGAAUGACAGAAGGAGGGGGGAUUUGCUUUAGUCCUUAGCACUGCAUCUGAGUGGUAUGGUAAACAUGUAAAUUCCAGGUAUGAGUGUUGUUAGGAAAGCACCCACAAGGAGCCUCCCCGGCGCGGACCAGAAGAAUUGAAAGAAAAAUUGCCAUUGAGUACAUAUCAUAUCAGUUCAGGAAUCAGUUAUGUUGAUGUUGUCAAAGUUGAUCAAAGAAAUAAACUGGCAAUAUGUAAAGUA
Messenger RNA from Mustela lutreola (European mink), 6227 nucleotides. It is a transcript of the gene MYO5A, whose product is annotated as myosin VA. Gene Ontology annotation, cellular component: vesicle; actin cytoskeleton; myosin complex. The record is from RefSeq and is a predicted model, not a curated record. Gene Ontology annotation, biological process: actin filament organization; vesicle transport along actin filament. The coding region runs from base 117 to 5750 and encodes 1877 amino acids. Gene Ontology annotation, molecular function: actin filament binding; ATP binding; microfilament motor activity. The transcript is spliced from 41 exons. Lineage: Eukaryota; Metazoa; Chordata; Mammalia; Carnivora; Mustelidae.